Molecule: messenger RNA, 4286 nt
Organism: Suhomyces tanzawaensis NRRL Y-17324
Lineage: Eukaryota; Fungi; Ascomycota; Pichiomycetes; Serinales; Debaryomycetaceae
Exons: 4
Coding region: 378-4286 (1302 amino acids)
Molecular function (GO): protein binding
Source: RefSeq, a predicted model, not a curated record
UUCGUAUUACGGAAACCUAGGGAAUCACUGAUAAUAGCCUACAUAGGUUAUUCUUAGAUUGAGUGUAUUCCGAACAAUUUAUGAUCUCUCACUCAAUUUCUAAUUUAUCCUAAUUGGGGUGGUAAUCUUGGGGUCUAUCACCCAACUGGUGAACGCUUCGUCCCGCUGCUAUUAUCUUAUCCUCCCCCACUCCAUACAUCUCCCUUCUCAUAACCCACCCAUAUGCAGGAUUUCAGAUGUAAACAAAAACCAUUCCAUUUGCAGCGACUACCGCCAGAAUCCCACGCCCAACAACGCCCACUACCACCACUCUGAUUCCCUGACAGUGUGCUGUUUCCGUCCCUCGGCCUCGUUCUCCUCCAGUACGUCCGUUCCCGAUGCAUCCACACCCGCUGGACUCGUCCUCUGCGCCUUCCUCCACGGCCAUGAACAUCCACCAGUACAUCCAGGCCACGAACUUGAGCGACCACAGUCCUGAUUCCACGGCCCAGACGUCUGCUGUCGAGCCUGAAAAGACCCAGGACGCGUCUUUUCACUUUAUCAACGAAGGCAAUCCUGAACCGUCCCAGGCAGUUUUGGGAGAUCAAGACAGUCACCCACCGCAAAGCGACGAUCACUCCAUACGCCUCAACCAGCAGUUGGAGCAUUCCAGCAGCUCCAAUGACGCCAGCUUGCGUGCCGAGGCAGAGAUCCUAGCCCAGAAAUCACCUGAAAAGAUCAUCCAAGAGUCCGCGUACCAGAAGAAGCUUAAGUAUCGCCCCAACGUUGAGUUUCAGGCUGGUGCCGAAAACAAGUCCUACCCCACCCAGUCAGAGCCUGGCUCGCCACUUCAAUCCAUUCCCAACACCUUCAAGUACAAGUCACAUCCCAAUGCCAGAACAAAGUCUUUCAUCGGAGCAUCUGCCAACGAAUCAUUGAUCCAAGAAAGCCCCGAGCUCUUGCCUGUGGAACACGAGAAAGAAGACUAUACGCCCCCAAUCAGAACGUCUACCAUCAGGGACAACCCAGUACCGCCUCCAAUCACCGCUGCCGACUUCAACACCACCCCCGAUUGGAUGCCCACAGAAUUGGCUGAUAAGUGGGAGCCCCCAGCAAUCACCAAAAAGAAAGAUCAAGCGCCUGAAGCACCAAUUGAAGACUUGGGAUUGGAUUUUGCUUCUGGAAACACGAUGAUUCACAACUCCGAUUACAAAACAUCUGAAACGCCAAUGUGGAAGAAAGCUACCAAAGAGUACGAAAUCCAUAAACAAUCCCAGCCAAAUUUGCAAAACAUCUUUACUUCUAUGGAUUCACACGAAAGGAUUGACGUAAAAGAUAGUCAUCUUUCCAACAAGAAUGCCCACCACUCCAUUUCAUCUACCCUAUCUACACCCAUGGCUACCAUGUCGCAGCAUAAUAGUUUACCUCGCAACCACAACAACGAAGAACUUAAAGAGGUUCAAAACAUUUUGGAACAAGAAUCUAGACUGUCAUACAAAUUUCCAGGAAACCCCGAAUCCCCACUCAAACUAUUUCAUGAUGACUAUAAUACAUACACUAAGGAUAAACUCAACGGUCUACUACAAAGGAUGAACAACAAGUCCAACUUGCAAACACCUAUUCAAUUGGACACAAUUAAUGAAGAUAAUGAUAGACCAAAAUUGAACAUCAAAAAUUUCACCAAAACUGGCUCUUAUACUGAGCAACAGUUUUUACAGAAUGCUAAUAAUGUUUUCAAUAAUAUCCAGAAAAGGGGAUUUAUGGGAAAGUUUGAGAAUACUGCCAGAUCAAUUUCCAACUCUCACACCACUGCUACAUCCACUCCUAAAAACUUCAAAGCAGUGAACCGUGAAGAAUUACAGGAUGACGCAUACUCAUCAUUCACCUCUGCCUUUGGUGAAAGCUCUGAAAGUAACAUCCACCAGUACAAUACAGAUGAUGGUAUCAAUGGUACUGAUGGUGCAGUAAAUGAGUAUACCUCCUUCGAUCAUAGCAACAAGAAUUCCAACAACCGCAAUGUCGAUGAAACCAUAGACUAUCUUCCACGGUUGCCGUCUAUGAAUUUAGCAUCCAGAAAUCAAAAGAACCAUACAUAUAAUGAUAGCUCUUACACUUUUGAUGAAUUUUCAGAUGAUAAUGAAAAACCGGAACCUAUCCAGAAUUUUGAUUCCUUGUCAACUAAAAACAAUUUCAAUAAUAAUCCUGUGUAUGAAAGUUCAGAGGUUCACCCUUCUAAGCGUCAUAUCGAAGAUACAAUCAGCCAUCAGCCAUCCAUCCUCCAGAACUCCACUAAUAUUAUCGAAACGCAUGAUGAUUAUGAUAAAAUGCAAAAUUUUAUUAAGUGGAAAAGAGCUUCUCAGCUCAAGUUGCUGCAAUCUCCAAAACCACCAAAUAGCAUCAUCAAAGAUAAGAACGUCUAUGAUCAGUCAAUUUUGAAAGGAAGAGUAAAACCCGGAAUUGAUCUACCAGUUGCAUAUGAAAAUAUGGUCCUAGAUGUGAAAAAUCAAAGGUGGAUCGCGAAUGAUGAUAAGGAAAACUUCAGAGGAAGCUUAGACUCUAUCGAAGAUCUAGUUUCCCGUACCGAGGAACAAGAUUUUGAGGAUUCCAAAUCUUUCAAACACGAGGGAAAAUUGAAAUCCAGAGCAUCACUGAGUGGAAGAAGAGGAAAUAGCAAAUUGGAAGUCUCCUUCCAUUUGCCCCAUCUGGAUUUUGACAGAGUUACUGAUAAGAGUCCACUAUCAGAUGAUGUGACGCAGGUCUCACAAUUAGACGACAUUACCUUUACACAGACUCAAAAGAAGUUGGUAUCAGUCGUCACCGAAAUUCUCUCAUCAGGGGACACUUUUGAUGAUAUUUCGUGGAAUGAGGUGAGUGAAAUCAACCUAAGUGAGCAUCAAUUGGAUAGCAUCAAGGAUCUCAACAAGUUCUUGCCAAAACUCAAAAAGGUUGAUUUGUCGGGUAAUGAGAUAAAAUAUUUGGAUGGAUUGCCCAAAUCAAUUCAUAGCUUGAAUAUUUCAUCCAACAACAUUGAAAACAUCACUUCAUUUUAUCAAUAUCGUGAUUUACAGAGAUUGGAUGUAUCAUCUAAUAGGAUGUUGAAUUUGACAAACUUUGGCAAGAAUAUUCACCUCACUCACUUGAAUGUUGCAAACAACAAAUUGACUUCUUUAGAUGGAGUUAGCAACCUUGUAAAUUUGGCAAAGUUAAAUGUUUCCCAAAACUCUUUAAAGGGGCAUAUUGACUUCACAAAAGUGGGGUUACACAAUCUUCAAGAGCUCAACAUGUCAGAGAAUAGAAUUGAGUCAUUGGAUGGAUUAGAGAACUUGCUAUCCUUAAGGAUAUUGAAUCUAAAUGAAAAUGAGUUAAUCCAGGUUUCGUGUAAAGGAAAGCAUGAACACUUGAAGAAAUUACUAUUGAAGUUCAAUAGUUUAAGUGAGCUUGAUUUGAACCCAUACCCUCAUUUAAGAGUAUUGAGGUUGGAUGGAAAUAGCUUAGAACUGAUUACCGAUAUUAAAAAAUUGAGAUAUCUCGAGGAAAUCUCUUGCAAGUCACAGAAUAGCCCCACGGUACUCAAGCAAUUAUUUACAGGUUCAAGUGAAGUACACGUGCUUGACUUAUCUGGUAACUCGAACUUCAACUUGUUCCACCCAACCACAGUGGGAAAGCAGUUGAGAUCAAGUCCAUUUUUAAAUGUGAAUCGGUUGGUUCUUUCAGCAAUGAACUUAACGAAAAUUCCUGACACGAUGGCUGAUUUAUUUCCUAAUGUGAGGGAGCUCAACUUAAAUUUCAACAAGCUUAAGAACAUUGUGGGUUUGUCAAAGUUCCAGUACUUGAAAAAGCUUUACAUGGUGAGUAAUAAUAUUAACAAAACUGAGAUUCUUGUCACAGGUCUAAUCGGAUCUCGCAGAUCUCUCAAAGUAUUGGAUUUGAGACUUAACCCUUGCAAUAUUGAGCUAUAUCCAUAUGUGUUCAACCCCCAAGAAUUGGAGUAUGCCAAUUUGCACAGCACUGACAACAUUAGUCCCAUUCAAUUGGAGACAUUGGAUGAUAUUGAAAGUUUUGCAAUCCAUUAUCAAUCCCUUAGCAAAGGCGUAGAUGAUUGGACCGAAAGAGACACCAAGUUCAUUAAUAAAUUGACCCAUGAAUCCAACAGCAAGGUGAGACAGAGAUUGAACUACGAGACUCUCCUAAUCAAUUUUUUCAAGAGCUUGGUGAGAUUGGAUGGGGGUCUUAUCAAUAAAGAGAAGAGAAUCAUGUUCAGCAGAAGAUUGCUUACAGAAAAUAACUCCCACCUUCAUUCUGCUUGA